Syngnathoides biaculeatus (alligator pipefish) is the source of this 2825-nucleotide messenger RNA. It is a transcript of the gene p2rx3a, whose product is annotated as purinergic receptor P2X, ligand-gated ion channel, 3a. The record is from RefSeq and is a predicted model, not a curated record. NCBI's taxonomy places the organism in Eukaryota, Metazoa, Chordata, Actinopteri, Syngnathiformes, Syngnathidae. The coding region runs from base 98 to 1321 and encodes 407 amino acids. Gene Ontology annotation, biological process: response to ATP; monoatomic cation transmembrane transport. The transcript is spliced from 13 exons. Gene Ontology annotation, cellular component: nuclear inner membrane; plasma membrane. Gene Ontology annotation, molecular function: extracellularly ATP-gated monoatomic cation channel activity; ATP binding; purinergic nucleotide receptor activity.
GGGGUGGGGAGGUCCGGCGAUGGGGCGGCAGGAAAAAGUGGACAACCAUCAGUCCUGGCUCCAAUAAAUCCCAGCUGUGCUCAGCGAGACCACCGCCAUGGUGUGGAGCUGGCUUUCGGAUUUCUUCACCUACGAGACCACCAAGUCCGUGGUGGUCAAGAGCUGGUCGGUGGGCAUCAUCAACAGGAUCGUGCAAGUCCUGAUCAUCGCUUACUUUGUGGGCUGGGUGUUCAUUCACGAGAAAGCCUACCAGGUGUCCGACACCGGAAUUGAGUCGUCCGUCAUGACUAAAGUGAAGGGCUUCGGCUACCAUCAAAAGCGUCUCAUGGAUGUGGCUGACUACGUCUUCCCCCAACAGGGUGCAGCUGUCUUCUGCAUCAUGACCAAACUCAUCAUCACAGAGAAUCAAUUCCAAGGAAAAUGUGCAGAACAUGGGGAGAGGUAUAACUGUAGCACAGACGCCGACUGUGAACAACACGUUGAUUCCAUUCUUACAAACGGGAAGAUUACAGGUGCUUGUCUUCACGGUGAAGGCAGGUCCAAAGGUCAGUGUGAAGUCGAGGGAUGGUGCCCGGUCGAGAACGACAGCAUCGAUAUUGAUCCCAUGAUCGACGUGGAAAACUUCACAAUCUUCAUCAAAAACAGCAUCCGCUUCCCUCUCUUCAACAUCAUCAGAGGAAACUUUCCAUCCAACAUGACAUCUGAAGGGAUAAAGAGAUGUACAUACAACACUGAAACCAACCCCUUCUGCCCCAUCUUUCGAGUGGGCGACAUACUGAAGUACACUGGACAGAAUGUGGCUGGCCUGGCAAAAAAGGGUGGCGAAGUCGGAAUAAACAUUGAGUGGAAGUGUAAUCUAGACCUGGACAUUGAGUACUGUGUCCCCAAAUACGCGUUCACCCGCCUCGAUGCCCCUUUUGCCAAGAAUGCCGUCUCUAAGGGGUUCAAUUUCAGGUUUGCAAAAUAUUUUAAGAUGCAGAACGGCACUGAAUAUCGAACACUGCACAAAGCUUUUGCCAUCCGUUUUGAUGUCAUGGUCACCGGCAAAGCAGGAAAGUUCAACACGAUCCCAACACUAAUCAACUUGGUCGCUGCCUUCACUUCGAUUGGACUCGGUACAGUUCUUUGUGACCUUAUCCUACUGAACUUCCUAAAAGGAGCAGAGCAGUACAAAGCCAAGAAAUUCGAAGAGGUGUCAGAGGCUCAGAUAGAAGCGUCCCUCGCACCGAGCCCCAGCAGCCCGAUGUCCAUCAAAGAAGGGAUGAAGAGCUCCUGCGACUCUGGAGCCCAUUCCCUGGCCGCUGCUGACCAGCCUGUGUGACGCAGCCAGGUCUGGGUUUGGCUCUUCCCUCCAGUGAUGAAACCUUAUCAAGACUGAGGAUCUUGUUGUGGAUUUUGUUCAACAGGCUUGAGUUGUCUCAAGAUGGACUGGGCUUCAGAACGACUUGAUGGAGUAUUUACAGUAUGAUGAGCAAAUCAAGUAGACAUUCAGGAGUGAGUAAGAGCGGUGCCUGUUGAUGAAACUCAGAGAGGAAACGUUCAGGAAUAUUUCAAUAGUUUUUUUUAAUUGUUCACUCACAAGAUACAACCGAAAGAACAAAAACAUCCACAAAACGAAAUUUCACGCAGUGACCAAGCCACCAGUCAAGAUACUCUACAUUAAAUGUAGCUAGCCACAAUCAAAACGUAGCUGAGUAAGAUACUAAAAAUGAAAAAUUCCGCUAAACCACAUGAAAGUCAUUUUGGUUGGAUGGACUUGAUCAAAAAAAAGGUAUGUUUUAAAGAAAUUCAGAUUUUGCUAAAUAGAUAUAGCCACAUGGUGUAUGUUUGGAAAUGCAGUCCUCGCGCGCUUUGUGCUCUCCGGACUGUUGGAAAACUUGGGCAAAUUGUUGCAAUGUGUUGUUUGGUAGCUUAUGCAACUUAUUACUCUGCACGUUUGGACUGGGACAACAGAGUGUCAGGGAGUCAGGAACGAUGACCAUGCAAGGCGGUCAUUUGUAAAGGAUAAAGAAAGACAAGUGCGCUCUGCCUUUCAGAACGUCACUUUCAGUGUACCGUUAGAACGUCAGAUUGAAUUUCUCAAUAUACCCUACCCCAAUCCUCAAAACACGUUGCAGUCUGUUGAUGUUUGCUGAGUUGUGGUGACUAGCCCAACACUGCUCACAAUCUGUAAUGUAAAUAAAUUACAUUUAGACUUAAACCGUAGAUUGACUUGUGAAUUUAAUUCGUUCCGUGAACACACUUGUGGCAAAAAUGACUCAUCUCACAGAUAAACUUUCCCCAUUGAAAUGAAUGUGAAGGCCAUUAAUCGGUUCCACCCCUUCCCCCAAAAUUAUAAAUAAAGAAUAGAAAUGAACAUUUCUUCCAACAGAAAACUCAAAUCAGAUAGUAGUAAGUCAAGGUACAAAUGUAUAUACAUCUUACAGCACAGGUAGGAUUCUUUGAAACGCUGCCACAGAAUUAAAACAGUCGCUACUUUUGUGUAUUUGAAGAAAAAAAGAAAAAAAAAACACCUAAAUAAGCAUUUCAGUGAGAUUGGGUACUUUUCCACCGGUCUUCGUAUUUCAGCACAGUUACACAGCUUUACAGUUUUUGCUCUUUUUGGUUUGAGCUUUGUAUUAAUGAAACUCAGAGGGAAACAUUAAUGAAUAGUUACAGCUGUUAUUUCAUUGCAAGCGGUACUGUUUUACAGGAUUUUUAUUACAGUUAACGGUGAGCCCACUUAAGCUCCAUAAUAUUACAACUCCUCUUGUUUGCUUUGCUUACUUGAUGCAUAAUGAGCAGAAAUGUAUCACACGUACUUGCAAAGAAGUCCUCUUGCAGAC